CUCACCACCAACUCAUAGAUGUCUUUCCCCAGCUGUGUCUUGUUUCUUGGGCUUCUUCCCUAUUUAAUCUAUGCCCAGGAUGAGCCUGCUCACAGCAGGUUUGAGUACAAGUACAGUUUCAAGGGACCUCACGUCACCAUGCCUGAUGGAUCGGUGCCCUUCUGGGACAUGUAUGGAGAUGCCCUACCUGGGCCAGAUGAAGUUCGCCUAGUCCCCUCAAUGAAAAACCAUGCAGGAUCAAUGUGGACUACACGUAAUGCUUCAUUCCCUCACUGGGAAGUUGAUGUGUCCCUGAGGAUCAUGGGACAUGGGCGAAUGGGCUCUGAUGGACUGGCCAUUUGGUACACGAAAGAGCCUGGACGCACAGGGACAGUAUAUGGCUCCGCGGAUAAAUGGGACGGCGUGGCAAUUAUAUUUGACACCUUUGAUAAUGAUGUUAUGGGGAAUAAUCCGACAAUACUAAUUGUGGGGAACAAUGGAAAACUGAAUUAUGACCAUUCACAAGACGGCAUGAAUCAGGCCCUGGGCUCCUGUGUGCUCAGUUUUAGGAACACAAUCCGCCCAUUUAAAGCAAAAAUAUCAUACUAUAAGAGGACAUUAAGGGUUUCUGUGCAAACGGGCCUAUCUCCAAGAGGUGAUGCGUAUGAGUUAUGUGCCCAGGUAUCAAACAUGGUGAUCCCAUCUACUGGAUACUUUGGUAUUUCAGCUUCUACUGGAGUCCUGGCUGAUGAUCAUGAUGUGCUUUCGUUCAUGACAUACAGUCUGAGCAAAACCUGGGAUGAGUCUCCAGCAGCAAAGAUCCCUGAAGAUGAGAAGGAAAAGUUCCUUAAGGAGUUUGAAGAGUUCCAGAAAGAAUUAGAGAAGAAUAAGAAAGACUUUCAGAUGGAGCACCCUAAACAAAAUGAGGAGCUGUUUGAGUCAGACAGUCAGCGAGAAUUGGACAUGGUACUGAAUGGGCAGGCCCGGCUGCUAGAAGAGCUGACAGUGCUGAAUAAGAGAUUAACCAUGACAGUGGAAGAGCAGAGAAGGCAUAGGGAUAUUCUAAGCCGAUCUGCAGCUAACGAGACCACUACUGUAAAGGAACAUGUUCACAGUACCCUGGAAGUUGUAAUGAACGGGAUUCCAGAUCUUCUUGCCAUGACACAGGAGCUUAAGAAGGACGUUAUUAAGGUGGCUACCAAAGUGAAACAGUCUUCUUCGCCAGGAAAAGUUAAGGACUCCACAAGUCCAACAAACUUUACCGUUGUCCAUGAGGAUUUCAGCAAGAUUAAGAGAAGUCUGCAGAACCUGGUCAAAAAUUCAGCCAGCGCACAGAAGCCUCCGUGUCCCCCAAUCCCUCUACAACCUUCCUGUUUGUCAGGUAGUAUAUUCCUGACCUUCCUGCUGCUUCAGACACUGUGCAGUAUAGUAUACAUGAUGCUCAGAAGCAAAAGUGACUCCAGCUCUAAAAAAUUAUACUGAGUAAGAAGUGGAUGUGCGAGUAAAAUUGUUCUGGUGCAAUGGAAGAGGAGAGCAGCAUUACAACUAUAGCUCAAGCAAAAAGAAUGAAAAUGUGAUGUGUGCCAUCUCAACGCAGUUUCCAUAACAUUACUUAAUAUAACACCCUUUUCUAUUCUUUUGUAUCAUAUAACGCCUACUGAUUCAUAAAAUCUCUCCUGUGUGUAUUUAGUACGCUGAUCGUUUCCAGUGCAUUAAGUGACACGGUCAUUAAUCAUGUAUAAGAAGAUAAAGUCCUGGAAAAUAUGAUACAGUUAUUGUUUAAUAUAGCUUUGAUAAAUAUAUAGGUGUGUGUAUAAAGAUUCAGUUAAUGCACUUAAGCAUUUUUAACAUAUUGUUAACCAUUUAGUAGUGUGCACCAUUUAAUAAAGAAAGAUUUAAUGUGUUGUAA
This is a messenger RNA of Spea bombifrons (plains spadefoot toad), 1888 nucleotides long. RefSeq names its product lectin, mannose binding 1 like (gene LMAN1L). The coding region runs from base 19 to 1461 and encodes 480 amino acids. Gene Ontology annotation, cellular component: Golgi membrane; endoplasmic reticulum membrane; COPII-coated ER to Golgi transport vesicle. NCBI's taxonomy places the organism in Eukaryota, Metazoa, Chordata, Amphibia, Anura, Pelobatidae. The record is from RefSeq and is a predicted model, not a curated record. Gene Ontology annotation, biological process: Golgi organization; endoplasmic reticulum to Golgi vesicle-mediated transport; endoplasmic reticulum organization. Gene Ontology annotation, molecular function: D-mannose binding. The transcript has 13 exons.